Solenopsis invicta (red fire ant) is the source of this 2024-nucleotide messenger RNA. It is a transcript of the gene Blop, whose product is annotated as opsin, blue-sensitive. Bases 642 to 1778 code for a protein of 378 amino acids. Gene Ontology annotation, biological process: G protein-coupled receptor signaling pathway; visual perception. Gene Ontology annotation, cellular component: membrane. Lineage: Eukaryota; Metazoa; Arthropoda; Insecta; Hymenoptera; Formicidae. The record is from RefSeq and is a predicted model, not a curated record. The transcript is spliced from 8 exons. Gene Ontology annotation, molecular function: G protein-coupled receptor activity.
UCACUGUCGCGUGCUCGCGAGGAGUCCCAAUGUCGACGCCGCGCCGCGCCGUGCACAAAAUGACAAAUCGAGUAGCCUUGAAUAGAGAUUACGAUACAUUAGGAGAGAAAACGUGACGACGUGUACAGAGAAGGAGAGGAGAGGAGAGAGAUCGCGCGGCGAGGAUCGGUCGCGUGACAGACGAGCUUCGGGCCCGAGCGAAAGGUUUCUCGCAUUCGGUAAAUCGCAAAUCGAAUUAAGCUCUCAGCCAGCACGCUAUCCUCGAUCCGAAAUGUCGUGGACGUAUAAAAGGGAGCGAUAACGGUGCGGCCGGACAAGUGAGUUGCGGAACGUACGCCCAUCUCUUCGCGCCGCGUCUCACUUCAAUCUAGGAACCUCUCACCGGCUAUUACGUACGGCUUUAAAGUGUACAUCUCGUCCAGGGAUUCGUCGUCGUCCGUGCCAAGCACCGGCAAGUCAGUCAGACCGCGAGAUAAAGGAGAAAAAUCGUCCCACGUAUCGGUGGCGUUCGUCCGAUCGUUCAUGUUCGCGAGUUAACUCGGAAAACCAGCCGGCAAACUUCAGCAGGGGGGAGGGGGGGUUGCAUCAAACGGUGCAUCGACCGUGCACUUGUCAGCCCGCGACUCGACUUACGUCGAAGGAUGUUGAUGCACAAUGGUAGUGGUAUCGUGGCCGGGCCAUUGGCUUUCACCGGCAGAGUCAGAGAUGUACAGCCGCUGCAAGAACGCUUUCUAGGGUGGAACUUUCCCGCCGAACACGCGGACCUCGUGCAUCCACAUUGGCACUCAUUUCUCCCGCCUGAAAGAUUAUGGCACGUCGCCUUCGCAUUCAUUUACCUUUUGCUCCUGAUGCUGUCCCUCGUCGGGAACGGUAUCGUUAUUUGGAUUUUUAGCACAUCGAAAUCACUGAGGACACCAUCAAACAUAUUUAUCUUGAAUUUGGCCGUGUUCGACCUACUGAUGGCAAUGGAGAUGCCUAUGCUAAUCAUAAACAGCUUCCUGGAGCGAACGAUUGGUUGGGAGACCGGAUGCGAUGUGUAUGCUUUGUUCGGUGCGAUUUCCGGAAUGGGACAAGCGAUCACCAACGCGGCGAUCGCUUUCGAUCGAUACAGAACAAUUAGCUAUCCGAUUGAUGGUAGACUAAGUGGGAAACAAGCUAUGGUGCUUACUCUGUUUACGUGGUUUUGGGCAUUACCAUUCUCGAUAUUGCCCAUGACAGGACUAUGGGGUCGAUAUGUGGCAGAGGGUUUUCUCACCACAUGUAGCUUCGAUUAUCUCACGGACGACAAGGACACAAAGGCAUUCGUAAUAACGAUAUUCUUCUGGGCAUACGUUCUUCCUAUGUUGCUAAUUAUAUACUUUUAUUCGCAACUGCUGAAGUCUAUUUGCGCUCACGAAAAAAUGCUUCGCGAUCAAGCUAAAAAGAUGAAUGUCAAAUCGCUCGUGUCGAAUCAAGAAAAAGAGAGGAGCGUUGAGAUCAGAAUCGCGAAAACCGCAUUUACGAUUUUCUUCCUUUUUAUUCUUGCAUGGACACCGUAUGCGACUGUCGCUUUAAUUGGAGCCUAUGGAAAUCGCGAAAUACUUACUCCGCUGUCAACUAUGUUACCAGCCAUAUUUGCCAAGAUUGUGUCGUGCAUCGAUCCGUGGAUAUAUGCAAUCAAUCAUCCUAGGUAUCGACAAGAACUGGUAAAGCGCUGCAAAUGGAUGGGAAUUCGAGAAGAAAUAGCCGAGGAUAUCGUGUCGGCGCAGACGGAGAAAAUAAAUACGGAAGAAACGUAAUCUCAUUGUUGAUCAACGUCAUUAACUGCUGUCGAGAGGAUAUCGAUCGAUCGCAUUUGCAUUCCUACCACAAAUGCAACUUCGACCAGUCGCCUAGAUAUUUUCAUUUUUUUAAAACAAAUCUAAUUGAAAAGAUAGCUAGAUGAAAAUUCCAUUUUAAAAGACUAUGUAAAUAAAAAAAAAACUUGUUUAGUUUAUGCAUAUCAAUCUGUUACUACAAAUAUAAUUAGAGCAAAUAUGAGAAAA